CAGGGUAACGACCCACAUUAAUACAGAAGAUGGAAGUGAUGCUAUCUAUACGCCUGUUGCACAUGUGACAAACUAAAAUGUAAUGACAUGAAUCAACACCUGGAAGAAAUUUAGGAUGGUAAGAAUAAUUGAAUAUUAAGAUUCUGGAACUGAGGUAUUCUGAGAGUUCUGAAACGUGUCAUAACUGACAACAGCAUUUUUCAAGUGCUUUUGAACUGCAACAAGACUAUCCUGGCCAUUGUGUACCAAGUAGGUAAGAAGCGACAGCAUUUUUUAACCUAUAAUACGUAGUGUACACUAUGAAUAAUUGUAUUGGCAUUGAUUGUAUUGGCAUUUUAAGUUACUGAAGACUUCUACAUUAUACUUCUGUGAUCCAGAGGUUUGGGGAUGGAGAAGAUUGAGACUGCUCACACUGCACAGCAGCCCACCUUGGAUGACUCACAGAGCGAGGAGGAGGAGGAGGAUGAUGAUGGCUUUGUUGGGGGGACUGGCGUGCAGUCAGACAAGGGACAGAGUGGCGCGGAGUCAGAGGGUGUGGAUGAAGAGGAUGACGAUGAAGAGGCAGGACCUGCAGCCCAACCCAAGGAGAAGGGUAAGGAGGAUUCCGUUGCCCGGAUGCUUUCUAUCUGGGGCACCACCAAGUAUAUCAGCAAGUGGAAGAUGGCCCAUCGGAGAGGCUACCACAUCAACUGCCUGACCGAUGACCCCGAACGCAAGGCCAUGAUCAUGCAGCAUGAGCUGGACUGCAAAACCAGUAUUCCCCUCCCUAUGGUGUGUAUGAUUGAGAAGGAGACCCUGCAGAUUCUACAAAAUAUUGAGAAUGACUACAAGUACAAAUUGGGCACCAGCCACCAUCUGACAAAAGAGCUCCAUGAGCGUAUUGAGAGCCUGAAGUGCCAGGUAUCCUCCAAGGUUAGGCACAGUGAGCCGGCCCCAGAGGGAGGAGUGCUGGCGACCCUGGUGGGGUGGGGCAGGGCACUGUCUGCUAUGCUGGGUUGGCGCAGUGGAGCCUCAGCUACUGAAGAUGGGAAUGCUCUACCCUGCAAGGAGUGUCCCCUUGAAACAGACGACACAAAAGAAUAAAGACUUGAAUUUCAACGACUAAUCUGCGAUUCUUCUUGAAGUUACAAGCAUUUUGCUACACCGGCAUGUGACCAAUACAUUUUUAUUUGAUUUUUAGUUGUGUUUCGGUAGCAGUUCAGCACCAGAGGGCUCUAAUGACUGGACUGUACUAAAGCUCAGCAUUCUACUACAAACUGCUUGGCCUACAUGCGUUAUGUAAUAUUUUUAAUAGACUAAGGAGGCCAUUUCCCCUGAAGGAAUAAAAAACAAUACCACUGUAUUAAAAGCAUGUCUGUUUUACUCAUUGCAUUUUGGAAAAUUCCUUUAGAAAGCCAUUUAUCUUAGAAAAAUACAAGUCAUAUCUACCCUGGAUCACUAAAGCUUUGACAUCAGUAACCUACUACAGGUCUUGGUUUUAAGCAGUUGAUUGCUUGGAGCUCCAAUUAUGAACUGUUCGUACCAACCAGAUAAGGAGUAUGAGAGUAGCAUAUCUAGAGCUCUUCACA
This is a messenger RNA of Oncorhynchus tshawytscha (Chinook salmon), 1568 nucleotides long. RefSeq lists its product as uncharacterized. NCBI's taxonomy places the organism in Eukaryota, Metazoa, Chordata, Actinopteri, Salmoniformes, Salmonidae. The transcript has 6 exons. The coding region runs from base 388 to 1083 and encodes 231 amino acids. The record is from RefSeq and is a predicted model, not a curated record.